Messenger RNA from Vicia faba (fava bean), 1128 nucleotides. Lineage: Eukaryota; Viridiplantae; Streptophyta; Magnoliopsida; Fabales; Fabaceae. The record is from the annotation of a GenBank genome assembly.
AUGGCCGUCCAAAAAUUCAUAACCACACCAAUUUUGAUUGUUCUAAUGACCCUUUUCUUCAACGCAUCAUCAUCAUCAUCAUCAUCUAAUGGUGUUAGAUCUGCAUAUUGGCCUGCAGGUGGUGACUUUUCACCUUCUUCAAUCAACACAAACUACUUCACUCAUAUUUUGUAUGCUUUCAUUCAACCCGAACCUGUUUCAUUCAACCUUAUUAUCACCAAAUCCGACCAAAAAUGGGCCCACAACUUCACCAAUGAACUCCGCCGCCAUUCUCCGCCGGUGAAAACUCUUUUAUCCAUCGGAGGUGGUGGAAGCAACUCAAGCCUCUUCUCUGAAAUCGCUAGCACAAAACAAAACAGACAAGUCUUCAUAAACUCAACAAUCCACGUGGCACGAAAAUACGGGUUCGACGGCGUUGACUUGGAUUGGGAAUUUCCUCAAAAUCAAAAUGACAUGUUUAACCUCGGUUUGUUAUACGAGGAAUGGUAUCAUGCUUUGUUUGCCGAAGCUAAGGUUGGGAGAAAGCCACGUUUACUUUUGACUUCCGCUGUUUAUUAUAAUUCCACGAUUAGACUUAUUGGUAAUGGGCCUAGAUCAUACCCGGCCCAAGCCAUCAAUAAAUACUUAGACUGGGCCAGCCCAAUGUGUUUUGACUAUCACGGCUCAUGGGCUAACAACACGGGCUUCAACGCUGCUUUGUAUGACCCGAAGUCCGAAAUCAAUACACAUUUUGGAAUCGGGUCAUGGAUCAAAGCAGGUGUACGGCCCGAAAAGUUGGUUAUGGGCUUAGCGCUAUACGGAAGGACGUGGGAACUUAAGAAUCCGAGUGUUAAUGGAGUCGGAGCGGAAGCGGUGGGGCCCGCAGUCGAUACCGAUGGGAGUAUGAAUUAUGUUGAGAUUGUGAAGUUUAAUCAAGAGAAUGGUGCUAAUGUUGUGUAUGAUAAGGUUGCUGUGUCUUUCUAUUCUUACGCGGGAAGCACUUGGAUUGGGUAUGAUGAUGGGCUUUCUAUUAGGAUUAAGGUUGGGUUUGCUAAGUCAUUGGGCUUAAAGGGCUAUUUCUUUUGGGCUCUUGGGAAGGAUAAGGGUUGGACCAUCUCAAAACAAGCUUCAAAUACAUGGGGACACUGA